UCCCCCAUUGAAACAAAAAAUAGUAGCAAUCAUAACACCCGUGCUCCGAAUUCCUCUAAAAUUACUUCCUCCUUGCUAUUCUUCCCAACUACUACCCUCACAAAUUGAAAGCGAAGCAAAAACGAUCAGACGCAAUGUACGACGGACCCACAACGCAAACCCCUCCCACCACACACCACUAUGGCUACAACUGCUGCGGCGACUUUUCACAACCGGGGAUGGACACGCCUGCUACUGUCGAUCCGAGUCCCCUGAACCUGCUAUCGAGUGCCGCUUCUGCGUUGAGCGCACAAUCCACCCCUGUACCCCCUCGUCCAUCCGCAAACCAUCGUUGGGACGACAGGUCGCCUUCGCCUCCGAUCCAUACCACGAGUCCCUUUUCAAACGGCUCUUCGUCGCCCUCAUCCACAAGAUGUCCUCGUACCAGGAACAAUACCGCUAUCUUGGCAGUCUUUCCGAAGCUGCCUUCCUCCUCGGUGGCGCCUUCGUUUUCGAUGCAACCGGGAAUGGAAAUCAGAGUGAGUCAUCUCCCAAAUAUCCAUCUCCAACCACGUUCCAAAUCAUACACUGAGAUGAAACCGGCUGCCUCCAGCAAGAAAAGGGACUACAAAUACCGCAUGAGAUAUUCCUCUCUCUCCAUGACCAGAGCUGCUGCCCACCGUUACAUAGCCGACUUGGAGCGCGCCUCGAAUUAUGGCUUGCGUGCUGUUGGCAACAGCAGCAGCGGUUACAUGAAUUGCACGAUCUACCCGGAAGCCGAAUACGGUGCCUACAACGCACAUGCCUAUACGAUCCCUUCCCCCGUACCGAUUCGUGCCACGAAAGGCAAUAUAUCUCCGACAUUGUAUCCAUACAAUAGUACUUUCGAACCACACUACCAAACUUAUGUCCAGUAUGGGUAACAAAGGCUCUGACGACACGUAGCACCAUAUGUAUAUACUAACGAAAUUCAGCCCAUCCAGAAUGUUUCAUAAAUGAUUUAAAGGUAGAUGCCAAAACAAAUAUAACCGCCGCUG
Pseudo-nitzschia multistriata is the source of this 1016-nucleotide messenger RNA. The record is from the annotation of a GenBank genome assembly. NCBI's taxonomy places the organism in Eukaryota, Bacillariophyta, Bacillariophyceae, Bacillariales, Bacillariaceae.